GGCGGUCACGACUAGACGCCUCACGCGUGGUGGCGGCGACGGUGCGACUCCGAGAAUACAUAUCUUUGAGAGAUGCAGACCACUGCAGUGGUGGAGACAGCUUCUGGUAAACGCUACCACAAUAAUGGAGGAAACAUCCAGAAAGAUGAGCCUUCUAAUCCUAAAAAAGAAAAUUUGUUACUAUCUUCCAAUGGUAAUGAAGCCAAAUUGACUUUUCUUGAUAACUGGGAUUCCUUGGCACUAGAACAAAGAGCUAAUGACAAAGAAAUCAACUAUAUUGACAAAAUAGAUUUAUUGGAGCCAUCUUUUACUGUGAGUCCAGAUACUAACGUAGAGAGUAUUCACUCUCAGUCAAGUGAGUUUGAAGACAGUACUGACUAUGCUUUCUUGAAUGAAACAUACUCUAUACAUUAUUCAGAGUCAAAACUAAAGAAUGAAUAUCUUAUUCAUUUAAAUUCAGAAUUAGAUUCUGAAAUGCAAAAAGGAGAGGAGGUGUUUUUUGAUAUUUUGGAAUACCAAGGUAAUAAGAUUAUUGGCUUGGAAAGAAUCUACAAGAUUUCAGAUGAUGAUUUUAAAGAAACCUCUGAAGAUGUGCAAAAGUAUGAUAUAGAUGAAGACUCACAGCAGGAGUAUCACAGUGCAGAAGAACAAGAAUAUAUAAGUAACAAUUUAUCUUUUGGCCGAACAAAAACAUUAAACAUAUCUAAUCUUGAAGUUGUUGGAUUAAGAAAUUCAGGUUAUGAAGUUAAAAGUGCUAGCAAUCUAAAAGAUAAUCAUGUUAAGUUAGAAAGUAGUUCUAGCAUCUCUUUAGAUUCAGCUGAUGUUUAUGGACAAGAAGAUUCACCUCAUGUCUCCAAAUUUCAAAAUUCUGUUAUGUUAAGAGAAUAUCAUAAACCAAAGCAUGAAAAGUGGAAGGAACAAGAGACUAGUUUAAUGUACCACUCAGUAUUUGAUGAAACUGCACUAAGGAGUAGUCCUCUUGAAAACCAGGAAUCUGAAUCCAAGAGUGGUUUCUUGAAUCCUCAAAAAGCAUUAAAAACUAAAAUUUAUACUGGCAAAAUGAAAUCUCAAAUAACUGAAAGUAAAGAUUUUUGUGUAAAUGCAAUUGCUGAGAACAAAAUGUUACAACAUCUUGAAAAUCCUAGCACAUUACCACAGGACAAAGCUUUUGAGACAUUACUCCAACCCUGUAAAAACUGUCAGACUUCCUGGACCUCUGUUUUUGAUGAUUCAGUAAUUUCUGCCUGUGGAUGUUCACAUUAUAAAAGCCUACAAAACACUCCUAACCCAGCUUUAGAUUGUUCUGUUACUCUACCAAGCAUUGCAGUCAAAGAUAAUCAGGCAACAGAAGCAGCUAGCCCCUUAAAAGUUGCUAAUGACAGUACCACAAAUAAAACAUGCUUUCACAAUACGGAAGGACCAUGUCCUGAGUCAGUUGCAGCAAGUUGUGCAGUCACAGUUAAUCAGACAGUGGAUGUUAGCACUGAUUUUAGGGCUUGUUUCACAACCAGCAGGGCGACAAGUGCAAGAUCUUCUGUAGUAUCUACAUCAAGCAACACAGAGAUAACAAUGAUGAAUAAGAAACGGCCUGGUGAAUGGCAAAGUGAGAAACAAAGAAGUGUGGCUUGUAAUACAGAUUGGUCGUACAGUCAAGAUCAUGAAGAUACACAGAUGGCAAUGACAAAAGGACCAUUGGGAAAAUCUCUCUCAGUUGACAGUUUAAAACCUAAUGGAAAUUUCAUAAAUAAGGAUUCUCUGGAAUUAAGAAAAACAUUUGAUACCAUGGACUUAAAGAAACAUCCUGAGAGGGAACUUCAACUUUCUAAAGAAAUGGAGAAGAAUUUGCCAUCAAAGUGCUGUCAGAGAAUAAUGCAAAGAGCCAUCAAAGCAGAGUUACACCUUUUAAAUGUUCACUAUCAGAUGUGUCAUCGUCAUUGCAGUGAUAUUUACAAACUUGUAAUGGAAAACAGGGAAGGAUUAAAUAGGAAUUUAUCAAGUAAUUCUACUAAGAAGGAAUUAGGAUCAGCACUACUGUCUGUUUGGGGAGACUUAAAAGUUAGAUACAUGAGUUUGAAAGAACAACUAAACAAGGGUGUACCACUGGAAGAGCUACCCCCACUGUCAUUAGAAUCAAAAUUAUUAUCUACCUUCUCUACUUUUACUUUCAGGCUAAUGAAAGAAGAACCACAUGUUCUUUCAGGAGCAGAUUCUGAACUGGAUAAUCAAAGUACACAUGAUGUUGACAUUUCUUCGAGCCUAAAAAAGACACUCUCUCAAAUGUCUUUAUUAUCUGACAGUAGUCAUCCUAAACAAGAUACAUCACCCAGAGAAGAUGGUUUAAAAAAUGGCGAUAUAGAUGUAGACUUUAGUCAAUUGAAACUUGAUGAUAAAGACUGCAAAAAUUAUCGAGAAAUAAGUGAAGACUGGUUUGAUGCUAAAGAGAACCUGACGGGAGUUGACUUCUCAGGCAUACAAGAAAAUCAAAUAGAACAAGAAAGAGGAGAUUCAAAGUUAAUGCUAGAAAUGAAGAAUGUUGAACCCUUACGAAGAGAUAAAGGUUAUUUGAUACAUGUUGGUGGUCUCUGUCCUUCAGUGUCUGAGGCUGAUUUAAGGUCUCAUUUCCAGAAAUACCAAGUUUCUGAAAUAUCAAUUUAUGAUUCUUCUACUAAUUACAGAUAUGCAUCUCUUGCUUUAAAAAAAAACAGUGAUGCAAAGAUGGCUGUGAAAGAAAUGAAUGGGAUAGAAAUAAAUGGAAAAUCAGUCAAUGUGCGGCUUGUUAAAACUCCUGGAGAAUAUACAUCACCACUGUCCUCCAAAAAUGGAAAUAGAGUUAGUUUGAAUAAUUUGGAGAAAAGCACUAGCAAAGAAAUCACCUCAGCCUCCUCUAUUUCUAGAUUGCCCAGAACUAGGCCAAGGCAGCUGGGAUCUGAGCAAGACAGUGAGUUUUUCCCUUUUGACCAAAAGGGUGUCAAGAAGAAUUGUAAACAGAUUGAAUCUACUAAAUUAUUACCUGAUAUGCCUAGUCAGUUCAUACCUCCAAAUACAUUGAACCUGAGUAGCUUUACCAAGAUCAUGAAGAGACUGGCUGAACUACAUCCAGAAGUUAGCAGAGACCAUAUUAUAGAUGCUCUUCAGGAAGUAAGAAUAAAUCAUAAAGGUUUUCUGAAUGGCUUAUCUAUUAACACUAUUGUGGAAAUGACUUCAUCUGUUUUGAAAAAGUCUGCAUCCAGUUAGGAAUAAAAGAAGCAAUAAGAGAAUUUCCUUGGAAAACUUGAGUUCCCUCCUAUAGAGAAUGUUCUGCAGCACGUACGAAAAAGUUGUGGUAAUAGCAAGAUGAUUGUAAUUAAAUAGGCUCAAUAAAUGGAUUUAGCUGUUUAUAAUAUUCUACUUUACAGUCCUCCUUUAAAAUCUAGCAA
Messenger RNA from Diceros bicornis minor, 3416 nucleotides. RefSeq names its product RNA binding motif protein 44 (gene RBM44). NCBI's taxonomy places the organism in Eukaryota, Metazoa, Chordata, Mammalia, Perissodactyla, Rhinocerotidae. The transcript has 16 exons. The record is from RefSeq and is a predicted model, not a curated record. The coding region runs from base 73 to 3234 and encodes 1053 amino acids. Gene Ontology annotation, molecular function: RNA binding.